Messenger RNA from Amphiprion ocellaris (clown anemonefish), 2071 nucleotides. It is a transcript of the gene polg2, whose product is annotated as polymerase (DNA directed), gamma 2, accessory subunit. Gene Ontology annotation, cellular component: cytoplasm; mitochondrion. The record is from RefSeq and is a predicted model, not a curated record. NCBI's taxonomy places the organism in Eukaryota, Metazoa, Chordata, Actinopteri, Pomacentridae. The coding region runs from base 318 to 1667 and encodes 449 amino acids. Gene Ontology annotation, biological process: mitochondrial DNA replication. The transcript has 8 exons.
ACGCGUUUAACUUCCGGAUCACAGCUCACAUGUAACUUUUGGACGUCCGUGUUUUAACUCCCGUGGAUUUGAAAGUUUCCAGGGAUGUUAUCAUUGAACAAUAACUGUGUGACAACAGUGAGAAACUGUAGCGACUCUUAAAUGCGCCGACAGCCGCUAACAUUUGCGUUACGUGUCUGUAGCUGCAGCUUAGCUAGGUUAGUUAAAAUGUGCUAUCAAUUAGAGCUCAGCAAACUGUUUUCGUUGACUAUGAAAGUUGUUUACAAUUAACUUAUUUUUGUUAUCCUUGUUUAUAAGAUGUUACAUCUGUCAACAUAAUGUUAAUUAACUGUGUCAGACGCGUCCUGCCAAGGCGUUUAUCCGCAAUAAAAACCAAACCGUGCACCAGGAGAUGCUGCAGUUCAUCAUCUGCUCAGAGUCUGGACCAGGUCAGGACGCUGCUGCAGCUCUGCGUGGACAGACACUACGUUUCCCCCGGACAGAGUAACGUGGAGCUGUUCCAGCGGGGGAUGUGCUGCAGCUACGGGCCUCUGGGCACGGACCUGAGGAGGAACCUGCUGGACCAGUGGUGGCACUCUGUGACCGCGUCCAGAGCUCAGGUGUUUGGGGUAAACACUCUGAGCAGCAGCGACAGAGCAGCAGAUGGAGGAGGGCAGCUGAGGAUGGUUGAAUCUGAACUUUUAAGACAAAUACUUGAACAGCAGGAGCUGAGCAAAGAGCAACUCAUCCAGGAGGUGCACAGGAUCCUGCAGAGGUCCCCAUCUGUGAGAACAAACUUACUUCAAGGUGCCUUGGAGCAGUUCGUCCCUUCGAUGGAGCUGAUGAAUAGGAAGUUACCGUUUGGUCUGGCUGAGACGGGUCUGUGUUUGCAGCCUUCUGGUGGCUCUAGUUGCCCAGCUGAGGUCACCCAGACUUCUCUGGUGUGGUUCUGCUCAACUCGCACGUCUUCCCAGUGGCUGGAUCACUGGACGCGCCAGAGGCUGAAGUGGUGGAGGAAAUUUGCUCUGUCACCGUCUGACUUCAGCAGCAGUGAGGUCCCGGAGGAGGAACUCGAAGAGCCAGCAUCUCGUGGUGUGAGGAUCAUCUAUAAUUUCCCAUGGGGACAGGAGGUGCUGGAGACUCUGUGGAGUCGAGGAAGCUCCGAGCUGCUGCACACACACAAAGGAGUUCGCUCCAAACUGCAGUGUCGAGAUGCACGAAAGUCAGUUCCUCAUAUUGUCUCAGUAACCGGGAACGUGGACCGUGGCGUGAUGGCUUUUCUGUCCAACUCCCUCCAGCAGCUGAAGAGAGAAGAUGGCAAACAGAGGUUGCAGCAGAGAAAGGUUCUGAAGUUGCAUCCAGUGUUGGCCCCAGUUAAAGUGGCUCUGGACAUUGGUAGGGGAGCGACUGUGGAGCUGAGACGGGUUUGUGAAGGCCUUCUGCAGGAAUUCCAGGAGGCUAAGAUCUCUGCAUGGCCUGGAUAUCUUAAUACUCUGCCAACAUCAAUGGAGCAGCUGAAUGCCAAGUAUGAUGAGAUGGGAGUUCUCUUCUCCGUGGUGAUCGGUGAGAACACGUUGGAGAGCGGCCUCCUUCAGGUCCGCAGCAGAGACACAACCAUCAAAGAGACCAUGCACAUCUCUGAGAUCAGGAAUUUUCUGUCCAGAUACAUCUCUGCAGCUGACAUCUGAGUAUACUGUCCUUUUGUUUUUCAGGAAAAAAGGACAUUUCGUAUCGUGCUGCCUUGAUUUUGUAUCCCUUCUAAAUGCAAAAUACUGCAUGUCAGGGAUUUCCAUGUGCGGAUAAUUCAAAAUAAAUCUUCCCUGAUUGAGCACAAGGUUGUGGAUGUUUAUGUGUUCAGGUAUAUGUGUCAACCUCAUGAUGAAGGCUAUUUUGGAAUGAGAUGUGCACACUGUCAUUGUGCAUGUCCUCCCCAGUUGUUACUAGGCAUAACUUAAGAGACUCAGUCAUCCUACAGGCUCAUUUUAGUAGAUUCAGUGCAAAAAUGUGGAAAUAUAUCUGAACAACGGCAGUCACACCGAAGGAAGUUUUUGAAUAAAUGUUUGUCUAAUUUUCUAUUAAAAUAUGCAAAAUA